Penaeus monodon (black tiger shrimp) is the source of this 2448-nucleotide messenger RNA. RefSeq names its product proline-rich protein 36-like. Bases 1 to 2448 code for a protein of 815 amino acids. The transcript has 7 exons. The record is from RefSeq and is a predicted model, not a curated record. NCBI's taxonomy places the organism in Eukaryota, Metazoa, Arthropoda, Malacostraca, Decapoda, Penaeidae.
AUGCACCAACCUCCCCACUGCACCAACCUCCCCACUGCAACAACCUUCCCACUGCAACAACCUCCCCAGUGCUCCCCCUCCCCACUGCAACAACCUUCCCAAUGCACCAACCUCCCCACUGCACCAACCUCCCCACUACACCAACCUUCCCACUGCAACAACCUCCCAGAUGCUCCCCCUCCCCACUGCCACAAUCUCCCCAAUUACAACAACCUACCCACUGCAAACAACCUUCCACUGCACACCUUCCCCCUGCGAAACGCUCCCCACUGCACAACCUUCCCACUGCAACAACCUCCCCACUGCAACAAACCUCCCCACUGCAACAACCUCCCCACUGCUCCCCCUCCCCACUGCACCAACCUCCCCACUACAACAUCCUCCCCUGCAAACAACCUUCCCCUGCCAACCCUUCCCACUGCAAACAACCUCCCCACUGCAGCAACCUCCCCAAUGCAACCCUUCCCACUGCUCCAACCUCCCCACUGCAACAACCUCCCCACUGCAACAACCUUCCCACUGCAACAACCUUCCCUUGCACAACCUCCCCACUGCAACAACCUCCCCACUGCACCAACCUUCCCACUGCAACAACCUCCCCACUGCAACAACCUCCCCACUGCAACAACCUCCCACUGCAACAACCUUCCCACUGCAACAACCUCCCCACUGCAACAACCUCCCCACUGCAACAACCUCCCCACUGCAACAACCUCCCCACUGCAAACAACUCCCCACGGCAACACCUCCCACUACACAACCUCCCCACUGCAACACUUCCCACUGCAACAACCUCCCACUGCACAACCUUCCACUGCAGCAACCCUUCCCACUGCAACAACCUCCCCACUGCAACAACCUUCCCCACUGCACCAACCUCCCCAUUGCAACAACCUCCCCAGUGCUCCCCCUUCCCACAUGCAACAACCUCCCCACUGCAAACAAUCCUCCCCCGACACAACCUCCCCACUGCACACCUCCCCACUGCAGCAACCUCCUCCACGCAACAACCUUCCCACUGGCAGCAACCUCCCAAUGCAACAACCUUUCCUCACGCAACACCUCCCAGUGCUCCCCCUCUCCCACUGCAAACAACCUCCUACAUGCAGCACCUCCCGAAUGCUCCCCUCCCCACUGCAACAACCUCCCCACUGCAACACCUCCCCCACUGGCUACCCCUCCAACACGUUGGGCAACAACCUCCCCAGUGCUCCCCCUCCCCACUGCAACAACCUCCCCACUGCAACAUCUCCCCAGCACAACCUCCCAGUGCUCCCCCUCCCCACUGCAAUAACCUCCCCACUGCAACAACCUCCCCACUGCACAACCUUCCCACGCAACACUCCCACUGCAACAACCUCCCCACUACACAACCUCCCCCUGCACACCUCCACUGCAACAACCUCCCACUGCAAUAAAACAACCUCCCCCGGCAACACCGUCCUCAGUGGCUUCCCUCUCCCCACUGCAACAACCUCCACCACUGCAACAAACCUCCCUCACUGCAACAACCUUCCCACUGCAACCACCUUCCCACUGCAACAACCUCCCCAUUGCACCAACCUCCCCACUGCAACAACCUUCCCACUGCAACAACCUCCCCACUGCAACAACCUCCCCACUGCAACAACCUCCCCACUGCAACAACCUCCCCACUGCAACAACCUCCCCACUACAUGUAAAGCACCCGGUUCCUUCGAUGUUUUAUUCCAUAAGCAGCCCAAGGGCCAUCCUGCGGCUGCCCUAAUUUGGAGCGCCAUAAUCAGAGCUGCUUUGCGGCCCCAUGCCUUCAGCUUCACCUCUAGUGAGACACAUCAUUCCAGGCUUCUGCCCAACCGGCCGCCCUCACCGCUCACUCCCGCUGCCAUACGAGGGGCGGACGCCGUCCAGGCCUCGUGGCGAAGGUGCCUCGGCGAUUGUUUACAGGGCUCUGUUUACCUUUACCUGGCUAAUGUCCAGUAUUCGGCGACGUGUGACGUCACAGACCCCGCCGUGGCAGCCGCUGCAUCCGUCAACAAGACGCACCGCAGGGGGCGUCCAUGGGGCGGCGGGGGGUACUCAAGGAAAGAACAAAUUUUUAAUGGAUUUAUACUGAAAACUAAUCGCCGGUUCCCGGAGGAUAGAGGAAAGACUUUGGACUUGUCCAGCGGCGAAGAGGCCGCAGGGUGGCUUCCAGACAAGACUCGGGUCACCCCUCUGACUUCAUAUCUACCUGAACAGGAGAGCAAGUCUUCGCCAGGUGAGCGGUCCGUGCGAAUCCGCCCGGCUGGGCUGAAUGUUCAAGUUAUCAGUUUGUUUGACCAGGAGAAACCCCUAAAGCAUGCCAUGGAACCUGAAAUCAAGGUGUGGUAUCAUCGCCGUACGAAUGAAGGGGUUCAGCAACUAAUAUCUGGUUAUAAGUACAGACGCACACUAAAGAAAAGAUCUGCCAAGUCUAAAUACCUCUAG